UCUUUUUCCCAGUGCCUGAAUUAUUACAAGGGGUAGGGGAUAACAGAAAUGAGUAAUCUUUUUGUUUUAUAUUUUUUCUAAAUGUUUUUUCAAUAAAAUUAUUUUGCAAAUACAACUUAACCCCUUCAAUUUAAGGAGGCCACCAGCCUCCGACGACGUGACACUGGAAAAGUCAGUUUUGUACGAUAAAAUCAUGCAAAAAAACGAUAAUUUCUACAGCAUUGUACCAUAAUUUUGUUCUGGUCAUCUGGCAACACUGGUUGAGUUGAGUAUCUUUCAUUUCGUUCUGAUUUCAGUCCUAGGUACUUGGGUGAUCAACCAGUCAAAUUAGUGUUUGAAAUUAUUGUUGCUGUGUAUGAAAAAAAGUGGAAUACCAUCUCAAAAUGGAAGGUAACAGUCUCAGUUUGUUAACUCAAAAAGAAGCCGAUUUCGAAAGUGAUAUGGAAAGACAUUUGUACCAAUUUUUGUUGGACAAGAAGUAUUUCUUGAUUGUAGAAGGUGCAGUAAUACAUGUAGUAGUUAAAGUCCUAAGUAAACUGAACGACGUGAAUCUAAAUGAGUUUAACAACAACAGUAUUGCGAAAUAUUUGGGUGCUGACUGUCAAAUAGAUUUGUUGGGGCAAAAAUUAAGUGAAACAUCCACAACAGAAAGCUGCAAAAAUUUACUUGUCUGCCAUAUUAUACAAGCUGAACAAGUGGAUUUGUCCAACAUGGAAAAAGCAAUAAUUCCAAAACUGAAAGGAGAAUCUAAAAAACUAAUUAUUGUUUCACCCAAAAAUAUGUUCAACAACCUAAAAAAACUCGACUGUGGAAAGUUCCUGCUGAUUGAUGAGUUUAAUAGAAAAGUGCACGUGGACCAAUACUGGACCUUAUAUCAAAGCAUAACUUUCGGUUUUAUGGAGCAAUUGGGAAAACCCGAAAAUAGUUUCAACGUGAACGAGCCCUUGUACGUGACAAACGAAUUUCUCAUUCACAAAGCAAUUAGAGAAGGCCACAUCAAUAUUAUUUACUUUUUACUUGCCUGUGGUGCUAGCCUACAUUGCGAAGACAAAAAGGGGAGAGACCCAUUUGAAUUGGCACUCAAAAAAGGCAAUGAUAAUGACGUGAUGAAUGCUUUAUUGUACAAGCUGAAUUCUACUGAAUGGUAUGAAUUUUUACAUAGAGCUAUAAAGUCAGGCAAAAUACAAUAUCUAAAAUUGCUCUUACAAAGAAAUUUUGAUUUAAAUGAAGACAAGACUCUGCUCCAUCAAUCAGUGAAAAAUGGGCAUCUAGACAUCGUCAAAUUAUUGUUGCAAAAAGGUGCCAAUGUCGACCAUUUGGAUAGUGAUGAGAACAGUCCUUUACAUAUCGCUGUUAUCCAUAACCAUCUUCAAAUUGUCAAAUAUUUGGUUUCUCAAAAUGCCGAAAUCAAUCUGAAGAAUAUGGAAAAAAAAACACCACUAGAUUUAAGUAAAAAAUAUCCAUUGGUGAAUCAAUAUUUGCUCAGAGUAUAUAAUUUUGUUGAAUGUACUUAACAGAGUUGUAGAAAUAAAACAUUAGAA
Ceutorhynchus assimilis (cabbage seed weevil) is the source of this 1541-nucleotide messenger RNA. The record is from the annotation of a GenBank genome assembly. Lineage: Eukaryota; Metazoa; Arthropoda; Insecta; Coleoptera; Curculionidae.